Messenger RNA from Prunus armeniaca (apricot), 387 nucleotides. The record is from the annotation of a GenBank genome assembly. NCBI's taxonomy places the organism in Eukaryota, Viridiplantae, Streptophyta, Magnoliopsida, Rosales, Rosaceae.
AUGCCUGUCGAAUUAUGGAGUAGUGGGCAGCCUCCCAAGCAUAAGGAUGAUAAGGAAGAAUCUGUAAAUGUUGAUGCAGAGGAUGAUGAGGAAGAAGCUGUAAAUGUUGAUGAAGAGGAUGAUGACGAAGAGCGCCUGCAGUUCAUAGAUAGUGACUAUGAGCAAACAAAUGAAGAACAAGAUAAACAAAAGGGAGCAGAAGAUGACAGGUGGUUUGAUACGCAUGUAGUGGAUGAAGCUUCUGAAGAACCAGAUAAAGAACCUGGUGAAGUUCCAAGUGAUGACUAUAAUUCAGAGGACCUUCUAAGUGUUUCAGAAGAGGAAGAUGAAGGUGAUGAAAAUCCAAGUGUGAAAAAGUAUUUCAUAUUGGCGUGGAGUUUGCUAUAA